Molecule: messenger RNA, 1743 nt
Organism: Ruditapes philippinarum (Manila clam)
Lineage: Eukaryota; Metazoa; Mollusca; Bivalvia; Venerida; Veneridae
Exons: 1
Coding region: 1-1743 (580 amino acids)
Biological process (GO): proteolysis
Molecular function (GO): aspartic-type endopeptidase activity; zinc ion binding; nucleic acid binding
Source: RefSeq, a predicted model, not a curated record
AUGGCGAACCUGAAAGGUGUGCGGACUAGAUAUCUCAACAUCUUAAAAACGGAAAUUAAAAAUGCGCAAGUGAUUUUGGAAAGUGAUAUUGAUUUUAGUGACAAAGAGGAAUAUAUUAAUCGUGCUGAAAAAUGUGUCGAGAAAAUGAAUGUUUUCCGUGAAAAACUUGAAAAUCAAACGGAUAAAUUGAUAUGUGUACUUAGUGAAAAAGAUGACGAGUUGAUAAAAUCUAUUCUUGAUGAAGAUUGCACAAUUUGUGAAGGAGUUGUGGAUAUGUGUUUCUCUCUUAACAAAUUGAAGGAGAAAUUUGUUGAUGCAAAACAUAAAAGUGAAACGGUAAGUGCACAACAAAUUUUAGAACUACAGCAUGAUAUGCAAAAUAUUGUUGUUAGUCAAAUGAAACAACAACAGACAAUUCUAGAAAUGAACGAGAAAAAAGAAGCGAUGCGAUCAUCGGUAAAGUUGCCAAAGUUAGACUUGCUAUCAUAUAAUGGUGAUAAGCUUAAAUGGUUGGAAUUUUGGGACUCGUAUGAGUGUACAAUACAUAAGAAUAAAUCGCUGUCAAAUAUUGAGAAAUUCACAUAUUUGAGAAAUAAGCUGUACGGAGAGGCAAAACGUGCUGUAAUGGGUCUCGCUCUUUCUGACGAAAAUUACAUGUUGGCAAUUCAUAUCUUGAAAGAACGUUUCGGAAAUAUACAAGAAGUGAUUGAUCUACAUUACAAUCAGAUGAUAAAUUUAACUCCAGCCUGUAACAGAGUUGAAAGUUUGAGGGGAUUUUUCGACCAAGUUGAAAAACAUCUUCGAAGUCUCGAAGUCCUGAAUCAAAACAUAAAUCAGGAUGUAUUUGUUUCUAUGAUACGUUCGAAACUACCUCAAGAAGUUUUGCUUCAACUUGAAAUGCAUAAAGGAACAGAGGAUAAAUGGACAGUGACAAAUCUUCGCGAUAAGUUCAAAGCUUAUGUGAAUGCUCGUGAGAAAGCGGAGCAAAAGCUACCAUUCUCAGAAUCACGGAGAUAUAAACAAAUGAAUUCUCCUAACCAGCAGAAGCAAAGAGGUAAAGUUUUCUACGGAAACCAGAGUACACAGGACCAUUCAGGUAAAUCUUUAAGUUCAGCUGAAGCUCUGGUUACAAGUGAAGUAAGAAAUGUUGCUGACAAGAAGUUUAAGAAAUGCCGGUAUUGUGAUAAAAAACAUUGGAGUGAUGAGUGUCCUACUUUUCGCACGAUUGCAGAACGAAAAGGAAAACUUAUAGGAAGCUGUUUAAAGUGUCUUAAAUUAGGUCACAAUUCCGCUGAAUGUAAAGGAAAAAAGAAUUGUGUAUACUGUGGUGGAUUUAAUGUGCACCAUCGUAGUUUAUGUCCUAAAAAGUUUAGAUUAGGUGAAUUUUGUGUUGUUAAUCCUGAAAUAACAGACUCAUUGAACAACAAUGAACUCCAUGAAGAAAGUGCUCUUGUGUCCUGUGAUGAAAGUGUUUUAAUGCAAACAGCAAGAACGGAAGUAAAAAGUCCAUUUGGGACUACGAGUGAAAAUGCACGUAUUCUGCUUGAUUCGGGAUCGCAAAGGACAUACAUUACAGAGUCUCUAGCGAGCAAACUUGGAGUAAAGAAAUUAAAAGAAGAAGAAAUAAAGUUAGUUACCUUUGGAUCGGACAAACCUAAGGUAAUUAAAACAUAUUCUACAAAAGUGUGCUUGAAACUUAGUACUGGCAAAUACAUUGAAAUAAUGCCAAUAUUGUACCGGUAA